Molecule: messenger RNA, 7602 nt
Organism: Dermacentor albipictus
Lineage: Eukaryota; Metazoa; Arthropoda; Arachnida; Ixodida; Ixodidae
Source: RefSeq, a predicted model, not a curated record
UUGCAAAAAUACUGCUGCGCAUGCGUGAACACGGCUGUCACUAGCGCCCUCUACAUGGUUAGAUGCGAAAAGCAGACGAACAUCCAGCUCUGUGGAGGUGCGAAUGUGUUCGCGCUCUUUUUGUGACCAUGCCGGCUAGUUGUGUCGCUUAUGGGUGCUCAAAUUGCUUCAGUGGCAAAGGGAGCAUCAGUUUAUUUCGCUUUCCGUCUGAGAAGACGUAUCCGGCGAGGAGAGCAGCAUGGGUACGAGCCGUAAGGCGAGUAAACCUCGAUGGCUCAGCUUGGCAACCGAGCGAGUACUCCAGAAUCUGCGGAGCUCAUUUUGUUACAGGCCGCCCGUCGAACUUCAGCAAGCACCCCGACUAUGUGCCCAGCGUGUUCACCUACGCACGGUCUGUCGGCGCAGGGGCAGUGCGGAGGCAUAGACGUUGGCUGAACAGACAGGACACAGAAUGUGCUACCAGCUGCACAUCCAGUAAAGAAAUCAUCAAGUCUGAUUCUGCAGCUGCACAGUGCCCUCAAACAACUCCUUCCAGCUCAAAUGAGAAUGAGGAGAUUGUCACAUCCGCAAACAUCGAGGAGGCACCACAGUUGGAGGCUCUGUCAAAUGAGGAACUUGCUUCACCCUCCGACUCAUCUGGUUCAUCUCAAGAAACACCAUUUGUGGAUGCUUCAUGUAAUGAUUCGGAACAACAAUUGGAAAACGAACAUUGGAAAUCAAUUGCUCAAAACAUGGAAAAACGCCUUGGAAUUUUGCACCAAACUGUUGCAGCAUUAGAGAAGAAGAAUGCGUCCCUCGAGCAAAAGCUUGAAGAAGCUCGCUCGCAGCUGCUAACACUGAGUGUAAUUGAAGCAUCACCAAAAGCAUGCAUGUAUUACACAGGCCUUCCCACCUAUGACGUUUUUCAGUCAUUGUUUGAAUACCUGGAGCCACGUGCAAGUAACAUGUCUUACUGGGGAUGGACAAAGAAGACUUCCUGCGAAGCACGUGGUCGACCUAAAGAAAGUGGCCUUGUGACUGAAUUCUUCAUGGUUCUGGUGCGCCUCAGGACUGGUAUGCCGGGAAAAGAAAUUGCCCGCAACUUCGCAAUGUCGGAAAGCCAAGUGAGCCGGACAUUUGCUACUUGGAUCAACUUCCUUGAGCGUGAGCUCACGGCCAUCACCUCAAUUCCAUCACGAGAUCAAAUUAGGCCUUAUGUUCCGAGAUGCUUCCGCUUCUUUGAGAACACGAGGCUUAUUUUGGAUGCAACAGAAGUUAGAAUUCAGCGUCCUUCGUCAAUAGGGGCACAGCGCCAGACCUUUUCCUCAUACAAGCACUUCAAUACAUACAAAGUGCUUGUUGGCUGUACCCCUGAUGGCUACAUAGCAUUUGUGUCUCGCCUCUGGGGUGGAUCUGUAUCGGACAAGACAAUCCUUGGAAGUUGUGGGCUUUUAGAUUGUUUGGAAGUAGGGGAUGCCAUUAUGGUCGAUAAAGGCUUUACUUUCCCCUACUUACCUGCUGGUGUGACAGUGUACCGUCCCCCAUUCCGAGAACGCCAUGAAACACAAAUGCCUGCGCAGGAUGUGGAGCAAACACGCCGUAUUGCCGCUGCAAGGGUGCAUAUUGAGCGAGCAAUAGCCCGCAUAAAAGCUUUUCACAUUUUGGAUAAGCCAUUUCCUAUCUGCAUGAUUGACAUAGCAGAGCAGGUAUUCAAAGUGUGCAGUUACCUAAGCAACUUCCGAAACCUGCUAAUUAAAGAUGAUGAAGAAAUCAAUUGAGCAAUUUGUGUUGUGACAGAAUGACGUCAAGGCCACACCCCCUCUUCGUACCUAGAUAAACAGCGCACAUUUUGGGAAUAAAGCCGUUCUUAUUCCUGCUAUCUGAGUAGCGUCUGUAUGCAUGCUACAAGUGGCAACAAAGAUGGGAUCCGAAGCCUAGGCCGAGAUUGCGCAGUACAAGAAGAAUGGCGAAGUUUUUGGAUUUUUAGCCUUUCGUCAAUGAUGGCGAAAAAGAUUUCAUGUCUUAUGUUGAAAGAUUUGACCACUACUGGAAAGUGACCCAAAACAAAGAUGACAGCCUGAAGAAAUCUGCCUUUAUAACGGCCAUUGGUAAACGCCCCUACAAAACGCUGAAGGACCUGUUGUUACCAGCGAAGCCAGAAGACAAAUUAUUCGAUGAAAUCGUUGCUGUCCUGAAAGAACACUACUCUCUGGGAAGCAAAGUUAUCGCCGAAAGGUUAGUUUAAUCCCCGCUACCAGAUGGAACGCAAGACAAUAUGCACCUUUGCAGUGGAACUACGCCAUGUGGCAGCAAGAUGUGACUUUGGGCCGUUCCUGGACGAUGCUCUUCGAGACAGGUUCAUGGCUGGCCUCAGCUGCGCUUCAAUUCAAGCCAGCUUUCUGAAGAAAAAGGAGCUAAGCUUCGAAACUGCAUGACCUAGCUAGAAGCGCGGAACUGGCUGUGAAAGAAUCCAAAGGCUUCCGCCCAACCUCUGACAAGACUUUUCUCGAUGAAGGCAUACACGUCAUUCAGAAGGGUCAGCAAAGACAAAAGGCAAGGACUUCGGUGGGUCUUGCAGCCGGUAAUUUGUUACCGAUGUGCGAAGCAACACGAUGCUGGAGACUGUCCAUAUUGAAAGGCAAGGUGUCGACACCAGUGGUCGUUGUCCCCAAGGCAGACAAGAAGGUGAGGCUGUGUGGAGACUUCAAAAUUACCUUAAAUCCUUGCAUAAUGACGGAGCAUUAUCCAUUACCCUUAGUAGAAGACAUCUUUGCAGUAAUUGCGGAGGGUAAGGUCUUUACGGUCUUAGACCUGACCACUGCGUAUCAACAAAUAGAAGUGCACCCCGACUCUCAAAAGCUGUUGACGCUUAACACGCACAUCGGCUUAUUUCAGUGCCUCCGCAUGCCAUAUGGAAAUUCCAGUGCCCCAGCCAUAUUCCAGUCUGUGAUGGAUCAAGUAUUAGAAGACGUGAAGGGCGUUGCCUGCUAUCUCGAUAAUGUCCUCAUCACUGGAGUGUUCGAAAGGGACUGUUUCGAACGCAUUGAAGCCGUCCUUACUCAGUUUCGGGAGCACGGCGUUCGGCUCAAGCAAGAAAAAUACAAAUUCUUCAAAGACUCUGUCACCUAUCUGGGGCAUAUUAGUGCAAGUGUAAUUAAGUCGUGCACGGAAAUGGUUGAAGCUGUUAGGAAUGCGCCAGCUCCAAGGAAUGAAUCGGAACUAAGAGCGUACCUUGGCAUGCUAUCUUUUUGCUCCAAGUUCAUCCCCAACAUGUCCACACAGCUGAAACCCCUAUAUCAAUUACUGAAGGGAACUCGGCAGUGGCAGUGACCCAAAGACGCAGAAAAGUGCUUCCAGAGGAGCGUGCGUUGGUCGACGAGUGACAGUGUCCUAACCUUCAUCUUGAGAAGUCCGUAGGCCUUGUAGCAGACAUGUCUGCAUACGGAGUGGGGGCGGUACUUUUCCACGAAAUCAAAGGAAAUGAAAAACCGAUAGCGUACGGUUCGCGAAGCCUCAGUAAAGCAGAGACUGGGUACUCCCAAAUAGGAAAAGAAGUGCUUGCCGUGGUGUUCGCUAUCAAACGAUUUCAUAAAUAUAUUGACGCAGUGCUUUCACGAUUCCCAGCCGCUUGUGUCACUCAUUCAGUUGGUCAUUCGCCAAGAACUUGCCAAUGUAGGUCUUCCGUCCAUCUGCUCCGCCAGCCGUCCUGACUUUGCUUCGUCUGCUGCCACUGCCCCUGUUCACCAGAGCCAAUACAGUCCAUAUCCGAGCUAUCGAUCGCCAUAGGCCUUGUAGCAGACGUGUCUGCAUACGGAGUGGGGGCGGUACUCUUCCACGAAAUCAAAGGAAAUGAAAAACCAAUAGCGUACGGUUCGCGAAGCCUCAGUAAAGCAGAGACUGGGUACUCCCAAAUAGGAAAAGAAGUGCUUGCCGUGGUGUUCGCUAUCAAACGAUUUCAUAAAUACAUUGACGCAGUGCUUUGACGAUUCCCGGCCGCUUGUGUCACUCAUUCAGUUGGUCAUUCGCCAAGAACUUGCCAAUGUAGGUCUUCCGUCCAUCUGCUCCGCCAGCCGUCCUGACUUUGCUUCGUCUGCUGCCACUGCGCCUGUUCACCGGAGCCAAUACGGUCCAUAUCCGAGCUAUCGCAACCCGGCCGAAUGGCGCACCCAUGACGAUAGACCGAUCUGCUUUUACUGUGGACGUGUGGGCCACAUCUCUCGCCACUGUUGAAGUUCCUGGCCAGCCCACUCUCGACCAAGCUUUCCCGCCUACCGCCGCCCGCCACUGAAUCCUCGCCCGCCAUCCCUCCCCGCCGAGGUUGAAGACGCACCUGACAACGCUCGAGCCACCGCGACCAGCCGAUCGCCACAUAGUCGCCGCUCCCGUUCGCCCCAGCUGCGUCGCUCUCCAUCCCCAGCUUACCGUCGCCGCUCUCCGACGGGAAACUAACUGGGGCAGCUCCUGGAGGUGACACUGCUCUAGAACACCGGCCUGAAAUUCCUCUGCUGACCCUGCCUACUAAUCGGAACCUUCUGGACGUGGAUGGUUUGCCCGUUACAGCACUCAUCAACACUGGAGCGCAAAUUUCCAUCAUGAGUGCGGAGCUUCGAACGCGCUUGAAAAAGGUACUUACUCCUGCUCCGACUCGACUGCUCCAGGUCACCGAUGGUGGAACUCCGGCUGUGCUUGGAAUGUGUACUGCUCGUGUCAGUGUCGCCGGUUGCCACACGUCCGUUUUGUUUAGUGUGCUUGAACGUUGCCCUCACAAUGUGAUCCUCGGACUCGACGUUUUGUCCGCCCAUUCUGCUCUGAUUGACUGUUCCGCCGUUGUUAUACAACUUGACUUACCCCUACCUGUUCCCCUUGACCUUCCUGCUCAAGCUCCAGCUCAGCUUUGUUCCACAGAUUUUAUACGCCUGCCAUCUCUUGCAGCAACCUUCAUCCGUUUUAGCCAGCCCACCUGUACCUGAUGGAGACUAUGUCCUUACUCCCGCGACGUCAGUCCUGCUUUCUCACAAUGUCUCCUUCCCACACACCAUCGUUUCUGUUGCGGACAAUCAGACAUGUCUUCCGAUCCUAAAUUUCGGACAGUGCCCGCAAGUAGUUCCUCGAGGCAUAUCUCUUGCCACGUUGCCACCAACGCACGAGUGCCACAUUUCUGCCCUAUCUGUUGCGCCGUCUUCGACCACUGCUCAUUCUGCGCCUUCUGCAUCAGCCCCAACCGAGGACUUUACAAAGAUGAUUGCACCGGAUCUCUCCACCCAAGAAGCCGCACAGCUCCGUGGCCUCCUCGAGUCCUACUCCGACAUUUUUGAUCUGAACGGUCGCCCUUUGCGUCAAACUACGGUCGUGACGCACCGGAUAAAUACCAGCGAUACAGCACCUGUUCGCAGACGCCCAUACCGGGUGUCGCCCUCUGAACGACAAGUUAUCCAGAGCGAGGUUGACAAGAUGCUUGCCAAAGGGAUUAUUGAACACUCUUCCAGUCCGUGGGCGUCCCCUGUUGUUCUCGUCAAAAAGAAGGAUAACAGCUGGCGAUUCUGCGUUGACUAUCGUCAUCUAAACACGAUCACCAAGAAAGAUGUAUAUCCACUUCCCCGCAUUGACGAUGCUCUGGAUUGUCUCCACGGUGCCACUUAUUUUUCAUCUAUAGACCUUCGCUCUGGAUAUUGGCAAAUUGCUGUAGAUGAAAUGGACCGUGAAAAGACCGCGUUCGUCACACCAGACGGCCUAUAUCAGUCCUGAUAGAUGCUUAUUCCAAAUGGGCAGAAGUUGUCUGCAUGAAAACAACUACAGCGGAAGAAACUGUGCAAGAGCUGCAAAGAAUAUUUGCCAGUUUCGGUCUACCGCAAAUGGUCGUCACAGACAAUGGACCACAGUUCACGUCUGCUCAGUUCUCAACAUUCCUUGCCUCUAAGGCCAUACACCACCUCACUUCUCCGCCCUAUCAUCCUGCUUCGAAUGGGGCGGCGGAACUACUUGUGCAAACCAUCAAGAAAAGCCUACUAAAGCAAAUUGGAGAACAUAAAAAGCGUGGCAAGUCUAUGCAGCAUUGCGUCGAUCAGUUUUGGUUCCUGUACAGGAACACGCCCUGCGCAUCAACAGGGAUUACACCAGCUCAGUUGUUUUUGACAUAGGCCCCAAGAACACGUCUUAGCCUCCUGCACCCGGAGCUGAUUAACCAGUUGAAGACUGAAUCGCGUCAGCCCACUUUUGCCCGCUCAAGGUCAACAUGGCGCGAGUUCACAGCAGGUGGCGAGGUGCGAGUGAAAGGAACUCGUCCGGGCGACCCUCUUUGGUUAGCAGGCAGCAUCACGCACCGUAUUAGUGCUGUCACGUAUACAGCGAGGGUGAAUAAUGAAGAACGUUUUGUGCAUGCCAACCAUAUUGUUUCAGCUAAGCGCCCGGAUUACCAGCCAGCCAGAAGCUCGUAUUCAGUCCUACAACUUACAGGACUGCUCGAUCAAGCAGACCCCAUGGCGGCCCGAGAAAUGGCAGCCCUUCCAGACCGUCCAUAGGGCGACGAUCAGACACUGCAAGACCAAUCUUCGCAUGAGCCCCCAGCGUCGAGGCGCCUUGAAGAUUACCAAGUGAUAUAUCAUGUCUGAUGAAAGCACAUGCGCUAUCUACACGCACGAUUGCCACGUGCAUGUACCUGCCCCUCACUGUUACUAACCCUUUCCACCUUUGACUAUAGAUAAUGACACAGAAUAAAGGAGGUGUGAUUUGUUUCUUGACAACCCAGCUGUCCAGUCUGUUCGUUGCACACGCAAAUGAAACAGGCGAUAUCCGGCCCCGAGAGCUCGGAGCAGGUUCCAGUGCGGUCUACUCCUGAAAUCUUAAGGUGCAGUACAUGAACACACAAGCAACCAGAAAGAUGGGGUUACAAAUAAAAAGAAAAUUAAAGCUGGCAGAUUUAAGACUAGAUUUAAGAGAAGGCUUUAGCUCAGCCCAGCUGUAGUGGCUGAGUGUAUAUGGUGUUGCACUGCUGGGCACAAUGUCACAAGAUUAAAUCCCAGCUGCAGUGGCCACGUUUCAACUGGGGUGAAAUGCAAAAAAUGCUCGUGUACCAUUCGUUUGAUAAAUGUUAAAUAACCCCAAGUGGUCAAAAUUAUUCUGCAGUCCCCCACCACAAGCAUGCCUCAUAAUUCCACUAAAACCCCAGAAUUUAGGCUUUUUUUUACCUCGAGAUGAACAUUGAUGCUGCCUAUGGAAAUGCAUGCAAAACACAGACGUGCCUUCAUGAAAAAACUUAAGCCGAUUACUACGAAAAGUGUUGCAUUGGACAAAAAUUCUAGCAAGUGCAGGGAGCAGAAUUUAAAUUGUGGGCCCAUAUUCUUUUCAGAAAGUUCAACAAUGCAAUGCUUUCAACUGCAAGUGCAAACAGAAUGUUAAUGCUGGUGAUAAUUUAUACAUGGCCCUGCUUCAGGUUGAUAGCAAAUACUCCAAGCCAACACAUGUGCGUUCCCCGAUGAAGUGAUACCCGAUUGAAUUUAUCGUGACAGUGGUUGUGCGAGCAGUCUCUUGAGAAUAUUGUUUUCACUUGCUCUCAGAUAUCAGUUAUUGUGAACAUGCAAGCAGCCUCUGCACUUUGUCUCCAAUCUGUUGUACACGACUGUUGUU